AUGUCGUGGCGCCAGCUCAUCUUAGCGGUGCUGCUGUCCUCCCAAGCCGCCUUCGGCUUCUCGGUGGCCGGCCAGCAGCCACCACAGCAGCAGCCUCCGACGGAAAGCACCUGCGAGGCCAACGGGAGCGUCUACUACCUGGGGGAGUGGUACUUCCUGGACUCGGACCACUGCACCCAGUGCGAGUGCACCGCCGAGGGUUCGGCGUGUGCCCGCACCGAGUGCACCAGCUUGCCGGCGGCGUGCAUCCAUGUGAGCCACUACCCCAGCGACUGCUGCCCCCGCUGCGAAAGAAUCGGCUGCGAGUACCGGGGGGUGGUCUACGAGCUGGGGCACAACUUCCAGCCAACCGAAUGUGAGCAGUGCACGUGCGACAGCGAUGGCAUCGCCCGAUGUUUGGUAGCCGACUGCGCGCCCCCACCUUGCGUCAACCCUGUGUACCAGCCUGGCAAGUGCUGUCCUGAGUGCCAAGAGGGUCCAAACUGCUAUGUGGACUCGUCGCAUAGCCGAGUGAUCCCCGCCGGCGAGCCAGUAUGGGUGGACUCUUGUACUAAGUGUCGCUGCCACGACGGCCAGGACGCCGGCUACUGGGAAGGAAACCGCCUGGCCUCUUGCUCUCGCCUGAAGAACUGCGCGCCCGGGCAGUCCGACACGCAAAACUGA
Molecule: messenger RNA, 663 nt
Organism: Nerophis lumbriciformis (worm pipefish)
Lineage: Eukaryota; Metazoa; Chordata; Actinopteri; Syngnathiformes; Syngnathidae
Source: RefSeq, a predicted model, not a curated record